Molecule: messenger RNA, 6199 nt
Organism: Apus apus (common swift)
Lineage: Eukaryota; Metazoa; Chordata; Aves; Apodiformes; Apodidae
Gene: SLC30A7
Product: solute carrier family 30 member 7
Exons: 11
Coding region: 60-1202 (380 amino acids)
Biological process (GO): transmembrane transport; intracellular zinc ion homeostasis; zinc ion transport
Cellular component (GO): membrane; Golgi apparatus
Molecular function (GO): zinc ion transmembrane transporter activity
Source: RefSeq, a predicted model, not a curated record
GCGGGGCGCGCUCCCGCCUCUCCCGCCUGCUCCGCCGGGCGCGCCGCGGCCCCGGCACGAUGCUGCCCCUCUCCAUCAAGGACGAUGAGUAUAAACCGCCCAAGCUCAACCUGCUCAGGAAGGUGUCCGGCUGGUUCAGGUCUAUCCUGGCGGACAAGACCUCCCGGAACCUCUUCUUCUUUCUCUGCCUCAAUCUCUCCUUCGCCUUCGUGGAGCUGCUCUACGGCAUCUGGAGUAACAGUUUAGGUCUAAUAUCAGAUUCUUUUCAUAUGUUUUUUGACUGUACUGCUUUAUUGGCUGGAUUAGCAGCUUCAGUUAUUUCAAAAUGGAGAUCAAACGAUGCUUUCUCAUAUGGAUAUGUUCGAGCAGAAGUACUUGCUGGUUUUGUAAACGGUUUGUUCCUCAUCUUUACAGCAUUCUUCAUUUUUUCUGAGGGUGUUGAGAGAGCACUUGAGCCUCCUGAUGUGCAUCAUGAGAGACUUCUUCCUGUUUCUAUCCUAGGAUUCAUUGUAAAUCUUAUAGGAAUAUUUGUAUUUCAACAUGGAGGUCAUGGGCAUUCACAUGGCUCUGGGCAUGAACACAGCCAUUCUCUAUUUAAUGGGGGUCUCAGCCAUGGACACAGUCACGGAGGUCAUGGUCACAGCCAUGAACAUAAACAUGCCCAUGGACACGCUCAUGAUCAUGGGCAUAGUCAUGGACACUCUCAUGGUCAGAAUUAUUGUCAUGAUGACCACUCUCUUGAGGGGAUGGCUGGAUCCAGCAAACAGAUUUUACAAGGUGUAUUUCUACACAUUGUUGCAGACACACUCGGAAGUGUUGGUGUGAUCAUAUCUGCUAUAUUGAUGCAGAACUAUGGUCUAAUGAUAGCAGAUCCCAUUUGUUCAAUGCUUAUAGCACUACUUAUAGGUGUAAGUAUUGUUCCACUUUUGAAAGAAUCCAUUGGAAUCUUGAUGCAGCGAACGCCUCCUUCCCUGGAAAAUGUCCUGCCUCAGUGCUACCAGAGGGUUCAGCAGUUGCAAGGAGUUUACAGCUUACAUGAUCCGCAUUUCUGGACCCUCUGUACCGAUGUUUACAUAGGGACUUUGAAACUGUUAGUAGCUCCUGAUGCUGAUGGAAGGUGGAUUUUAAGCCAAACUCACAAUAUUUUUACUCAGGCAGGAGUAAGACAGCUUUACGUACAGAUUGAUGUUGCAGCCAUGUAGGGAAUUUUUGAAAUUGGACCAAAGCUUUCUGUACUGUAAUGCUGUAACAACAUACACUUCUCAAGACAGAACCUGCCUCUUCCUGUUCUGGAAUUGACUGUAUGAUUCCUGUCCUUGGGCUAUGGAUGGAGUUCACUUUUAAGGAGUAAAUAUUGAAUGAAUGUUACAGACUUUGGGUCUUGUCUUUUUGUGGCCCCUAAACUUGGAAGUUUUUGAGGGUUUUUUACUUACUAAGAUUGUGGUACUGGAAAGCCUGUCACGUCUUCAGUGAAGCUGCUGAAACCACUGCUCAUUCCCAUAAAACCAAUGUUACCAACAAUUGGAAACUUCUUUUGUAGAUAAUGUCACAAUGGCUGACAUGCUUCAAUAUAAUUGUAUGUUUGUACAAUUGUUUGUACUUUGCAAACUUAAUGAACCAAACCAUAUUGGGUUUUCAAAGUGCCUUUUAUAUCAGGAGAGGUAUUUGCCAGCAUAAAAAUGGAGUAUCAAAGGGUUUUAUUACUUUUACAAAUGUCUUGUAUGCAGUCUGAUUACGUAUUAAUGAUGUAUGUGGGGGGUUUGUGUACUUGCAUAACUGUAGAUGUUAGAGUUUCCCUAUACUUGCAUCUUACCAAACAGACAGAAAAAUUCUAAAUUUAAAAGGCAAAGCUGUUGUGAAGACAAUUGCCUCCAAAACCAUGUAUUUUGUUGCACAUACCUCGUGGAAAUUAUUUUAGUCAAAAUGUUAGAUUUAUCUCCAAUUCUUAAGUCUCAUCAUACUGUUGAGAGUAAUAAGGCAUUAUGUGAUGCUACUUUGGCUCACAUCAUGGAAACAGCAGGCAGCUGAGGGAAGAUGCUGGUGAUGGAAGCAAUGCUUGAAGUUUUUUAUCUUGCAAACUAUGUGGUGGGAAAAAUUAAAUCCUUAAAUUAUUUGUGAAAGCUUAGAUCUCCAUGAUUUUAGUAAGGUGUGAUAAUUUUUAUUGAAGUGACUGGUGAGAUAACUUUAGUCUUUCUAAAUACUGAGAAUAAUUGUUCCCUGGUGGUUAUACCUGAAGUGCAAAUAGGGACCAUGGUUCAUGCUGUUUAAGAUUAUGCUUUUUCCAGGUUGACAAGUCUGAUGAUUUUUUUUUACUAUCUUACUCUGAAGCCCUGUGUAUUUUCAUGGCAGGUGGGGGGAAUUCUCAGUGCAGCAAGUUGUUGUUUCCAGAAACAUUGGUCUGUCAUUUUUUUCUAGCAUUUAUGAUCAUUUUACACUUUCAGAUCAGAGCAUUGUUUUCAAAGACAAUCUGCUACAUUUUAUAAUUCCAUUAUUUUCCACAGUAUUACAGGUGAUAAUUCCACUAUGGUGUAGUAGUUAGCUUAGUAAAGGAAGAUUUUAUAAAGGACAUUUUAUAAACAGAACAUUGUGGGGUAAAAAACAGCUACCCAGUGUCGUGGAUCUUAAGUAUUCUUCUGGUACCUGGUAUGUGGUGAUACUGCAGUCAAGGCCCUUCUGAGGCUGACAGUGUCUUGUGUAUUAAGUGCUGGGCACUAUUAAGGUACCCCAGAGUUGUUUGCAGAAAUACUUCGUGUGCCACUGAUGUUGCUGAAUUCAUGGUAGAGGUUAAGAGCUGCUUGCAAUCAUUCUCUCAUUCUUAUAUAGUACCUGAAUUUUUCUCUUCUUCAUGUGAAAACACAAUGGUUGCCAAGUUGAUAGGUAGUUCCUGAAUUUUCCGGAUGAGAUAGUGAAACAGGAAAGUAGGUUUUGUACACAGCUGGGGAGUGCACUCUUGUGCUUGGAAUUGAAAACUGGGUGUAAAGAAAAAUAGCAGCCACAUACAUGUUGCUCUUAAGCUUUGCAGUCUCUUCCAGUCUUCAAAUCCUUUUUUAUCCCUGCUGCUGGUUUCUGAUCUUGUAUGCUUCUCCUGUGGAUGCUGGUAGAGUGCUCUUUCAGCUGGCUGCACUGUUCCACCUCUCUCUUCUGGCCUCCUGCCUGGCACCCCAUCAACUCCCUCCCCAUCUCGCUUUGCAGAGGUUCUGCCAGGCCUGGAGUUCCUGACCACAGGAUGAGAUCUAUAAGUUACAUGGUGCAGAGUAGGGUCCAAGAAUCUGUUAAGCAGAUUUGAGUGUUGCAGUUUAACAUGCGGUGUUUGCAUGUAUGUUCACAGAAAAGGUAAUUCAAAUAUGGUUGUAAUUAUAGGAUGGAGAUCCCUCAUUGUUUAGUAAUAUGUUGCAUAUAGACUGCUGCUUGUUGGUUGACAGCAUGAUUUUUUUAUAUUUUUUAAUAGUUAAUAUUACUGUUUGAGGCUAGAGAAGAUCAACUGAUACCACCUUAAAGGCAAGCACCAGCCAACUUCAUGGCAAGUGUGUUAUGGUCCAAGAACAGGCCUUGGUUUAUAUCAUUUUUAUACCAACAUGUUUUGGGACUGAGUAUUCCUGGACUGACUGUACUGAAAUACUGUAGUGCUGUCCAAGCUUGGCCACCUUUUUAGUUCCCUUAUAUGAAAAGACAACUGCUGCAAUUUGUUUCCAAGUGAGAAUCUGCCUGAGUGGCAACUGGGUUUGUUCUUGUGUUUGAUGGGUUUUUUUAAGAGGUACAUCUACAAAUGUCUUAAAUAUGGGAAACUGAGUGAAAAAGCUGGUUAUAAUUACACAAUACUGAUUUUAAUAUUUCUUUUUACAUCUUUUUGUUGCUUAUGGGAUCCUGACUGUUGGAAACAUAUGUACAAGUUUGAAUUUUUUAACCAUGAUAGCAAUUUAUUUGAUAUUUUUAAGGACAACUUGAUGUUUUUAUAGUAAGAAAUUAAUCAUUUGUUAUUAAAUAUAACAGAGGAUAGUGUAGGGAAGUCAGAUUUGAAGUAGACUUUAAGCCUUUAUAGGUUUUCUGAAAAAGGAUAAGCAUCACAAAAUUCUACAAAAGAUGGUAGAUGACAUGUCCAGUAGUUAACUACAAUCACAUCUGCUAUGUUAGUAAACAGAGUGAUGCCUGAUUUAUUUUUUCACCUACUAAAGGGAUAUUUGCUCAAGUUUUGGGAGAGUACAAAUUGUGCAAUUGAAAGUGCAGCUUUUCUUAUCCUGAAAGUUAAAGCUACAUUAUUUUGUGUUUUGCUAAUUACCUAACACUUAGCUUUAUGUGACACUUUGCUCCUAAGACUUACAGGUGAUGCCUUGCAUCAUUUAAACAAAUUGUUCUGUAAAUGACUGACAUCCAGAGGUGGAUGAAUUGUCGGCAGAACAUCUGCUAAAACUCAAGCUUCCUGGUAUCCAGUGCUGAAUUUUGAACCAAGUUUUCAGAGUAUGAUUUUUCUCAUGUUUUCAUGUAGCUGAAGCUUACUGUGGGGUUACUCAUCUGUCUUUGUGGGGUUUUUCUGUGACUGAAAACAGUAACCAUAUUAUCCCUAAGACCAAACCUGCAAACAGCAUGAAUUUUACAGGCCUUACAGCAAAAUAAGAAGAUAAAACAAGUGCUACAAAGUGUCUGUUUUAAAAUGCCCAAAAUGUUUAUAACGGUAAAUAACAGUGGAAGAAAAUUACUUAAGAGUGAAGACUGGUCCUUUAUAGGCUAUUCCUGAAAGUCUGUACACAUGGAAAGACUUGUUCCUUACAUCAUCUCCCAGAGAGAGCCAGGUUACUUGUGCAGUUUGCUAAACUGUGGCAAAAAGUGCUGGUCCAAAUAAAUGACUCUGCUUUUUUAUGUAGUACUGCUUAAUAAAACAAAAGUUAAACUGCAUCAUUAGCAAGAGCUGCUGACGGUAUUUUAACAUAAAAAUUGAAACUGCUGCUACUACUAAAAUGGACUUUAAUGACUCGUAACAUUCUUCAUUUUUUUUUCUGAAAAUGUAGAGCUGGGUUUAAAGGUGAAGGAAAUAAAGGGUAUCUUUUUUUAACUUUUCUAAGCGGAACUGUUUGGGGAAUGUAAACAAAAUACAAGAGGAGAGAGAGGCUGCUGCUGAACUGCAGUUUUCCAGCCUUUGCACUCACUGUGCAGUCAAAUUGUGGAGUUAAUGGCUUUUCUCUCACUGUGCAGAUUUCAGUUGCAGAAAUGUUGAUACUUCUAUAAAGUGCAAAUACUUGUCAAUACUCAUGUAACAAGAUCUUUACAUAACAGUUCAGAGCAACAGCUUUAGUUACUAAUUAAGUCCUGUCUUGUUUUCCCCAGCAGCCAUUAGCCUGACACUUGCUAUGAUUCUUGAUUAUUACACCCAUUUUAAGCAUGUUUGGGAAUGAGUAUAGAGGGAUUUCCUUUUUUUUAAUUAUCCAUUUCUCUCAUCCCUAAUACUGACUCAGUGGUCAAUUCCUCCUUUGCACCUCUGAAAAUCCCUAUCUGCAACUUGCUGGGAUUCCCUUCUGGAUUUCUCUCCCAUUCAGGCUCUGCUGCAGUGACUAUCCUUGUUGGGACUUCAUUGCCAGAGACUGCUAUAAUGUGAAAAGAUGCCAGUUACGCUUCUGCUGUGCCUGGCACGUGAAGACUACAUGUCUUGUGAGCCACAAAAGGUUCCUGCUGAUGUGGUAAUUUGGCAGAAAUAAUGUGUAAAAGGAGUUGUGUAUUUCACUUCCCAUGUUCAUUGAAGUCUUUUCAUGUGUAUGCUGGGAUCUUGUACAAGAGUUAAAUGAAUCGCUACAGUAUUUUGGCUGAAGUGUGAAAUACUGUGAAUGAAGAAAUUGCCCAAAUCAUUCCUUGUAGCACACAGCACAUUGCUUGUAUUCAGCAUACUGCUUGCCUCUACCUUUAAAUUACAGGAAUGACUCUUAGCAAUGAGCUUAAGUUGAAUUGUACAAAAGAGUACAGGUAUCAAAAUACCUGUAAAGAAAUCUUAAUACACAAGGCAGCUCACUAAAAUUCUGAAGAUUGCAUAUGAUUUUGUUCUGGAAUGCUAAUGUUAGUAGCUUAGCCAUGACUUGUCCCAAGUGCAAUAGUAGAAAUUUUUAAUGUAAUCUUUUCUACUUGAAUACAGUCUAUAUAAAAUGUUAAAAUGUCCUAUAUUGCUGAAAGGAUACGGGAUCAAAUUUCUCAAUAAAUCUUCAGUUUAAAAAAAGUA